This is a messenger RNA of Trichogramma pretiosum, 1586 nucleotides long. RefSeq names its product isopentenyl-diphosphate Delta-isomerase 1 (gene Idi). The transcript is spliced from 3 exons. Gene Ontology annotation, molecular function: isopentenyl-diphosphate delta-isomerase activity. Bases 337 to 1086 code for a protein of 249 amino acids. Lineage: Eukaryota; Metazoa; Arthropoda; Insecta; Hymenoptera; Trichogrammatidae. Gene Ontology annotation, biological process: isoprenoid biosynthetic process; isopentenyl diphosphate biosynthetic process. Gene Ontology annotation, cellular component: cytoplasm. The record is from RefSeq and is a predicted model, not a curated record.
AUUCCUUCGCGCAAUAAGUCGCUCCUUCUCUUUCUCGAUUAAAUAUGCGAACUGGCAAGAAUGACAAACACUCAGUGACGUAUGGAGUGGAGUAAAGAAAAAGUUUCAAGACUAUAGGUAUUAGGUAUGCCGUAAACGCGAUACUAGUUGUAUAGGUUACCUAACUGUCAUAACGUAGAACGAAAAAAAAAGAAAUACCUACUUUUUAAAUGAUAAUCAACAUAUUGAAAUAUUUUAAUUUUUAUCUGCUCAUCAGUGUCUGCAUUGGUUCGUCAGCUUUGCUUGAGGACAAUAAUCUGCUUUUGUACUGUAUUUUACUGUAGAAAAUAUAAAAAGAUGAUGUUGUCUGUGGCUAGAAGAAUAUGCAGUCUUUUGAAAGAAGAGCUCACUAGUGUGCGUUCUCAUCAUACCAAAAUGCAGAUUGCUCCAUUGCAAAAGAGUGCUCUUGAGGAACGUUGCAUUCUUGUUGACAAUUUUGAUAAAGUCAUUGGUGCAGCUAGUAAAAAACAUUGCCAUCUCAUUGCAAAGGAUGGUAGUAUACCGCUGCACAGAGCCUUCAGUGUUUUUCUAUUUAAUAGCAAAGGAGACUUAUUAAUACAAAAAAGAUCAGCCAAUAAGAUAACUUUUCCUGGAUUCUAUACAAAUACUUGCUGUAGUCAUCCAUUAGCAGAAAUAGAAGGUGAGACAGAAGAAAAAGAUGCAUUAGGAAUUCGUCGAGCUGCCCAAAGAAGACUUGGUUAUGAACUAGGUAUUCCAGCAAAAGAAGUGGCAAUCGAUGAUUUUAAAUAUUUAACUAGAAUUCACUAUCAAGCAGCAGGGUGCAAUAUUUGGGGAGAACAUGAGAUUGAUUAUGUACUUUUUUUAAAAGUCAAAAAGGUUACUUUGGAUCCAAAUCCAGACGAAAUAAGUGAAAUACAAUGGAUAUCACGAGCAGAUGUCUCUAAUUUUGUUAAAAGUAUUGAUUCUCCAUUGACACCUUGGUUUAAAUUGAUUCUAGAAAAUCAGCUGUUAGAGUGGUGGGACAACUUAGAUUCUCUGCAUAAAUACCAAGAACAUUCAAAGAUUCAGAGAUUUACAAAGUUGUGAUCAUGUUUUACUUGCUUUUUUUUUUAAGGACUUAUUUAAAAAAAAUUCCAAUGAUCAAAUUAGCAAAAUUAGUAGACCGUAUUAUAUAUAACAAUUGUUAAUUAUCAAUUUUGACAUGGAAAAUAACUCAUCUUAUACACUAUUAAAUGUAUUAAUUAAUUGUAAUUAUUUUCAAUGUAUUAUAGUAGAAUAGUAAUGAUUGGGAAGAUCUAUUUUAUGCUAAAAUGGUGUAUUAGACUGAGUGAUUUCUUUUUAAAUUUUUUAAUUAAAAAGUGGUAAUUUAAUAGUAACUUUUGUUAGUUAUACAAUUAAAUUAAUACAUACAUUUACACAAAUAUAAAUACUUUAUUGUCUAUCAGAAAUCAAUGUGAAAAACUGAUAAUACAUUGUUUUUACAUGGUUUUUUUUUUAAACUGUCUCAAUGUCUCAACAAUUUUUGAAAAGUAUUUUAAUAUAUGAUGAUGGAAGUUAUUAAAUUGCGGCUUCAUUUAUUUUGUAUU